Drosophila suzukii is the source of this 1144-nucleotide messenger RNA. NCBI's taxonomy places the organism in Eukaryota, Metazoa, Arthropoda, Insecta, Diptera, Drosophilidae. The record is from RefSeq and is a predicted model, not a curated record.
UAUCAACCACUUCGAAAUAAGGCUUGUGAAUGGAGAUUAUAUCAGUUUUAAUAUUUCGCCCCAAUUAGGCUAUUGGCAAAGGGAUUAUAGGAACUUGGACUACUGUCUAAACAUGGCUUAAGUGAUAUGUUUGCAAUUUGACUUCAAUUAAAUAUGCAAAUGGAACGCAUUUAUCGGAAAAAGGUAGUCUAAUGAAAAAUUGUAUAUACCGAAAGUCAACUGUGUUUGCGGAUAAAAGCACGACACGUCCAUGGCUGUUAUGAUUUGAAAUUUAUUUAAGCAGAAGUUAUAACAUGUGGGUUUCUUAAUUAUAACGGCAUACUGUAUUCGCCAAUCAAAUAUCGAUAAAUAUCUAAGAAUUUAGGUUUUAUCAAUGGAAGGAUUCUGGUCACAUUGUUUUAUGAAAAGUUAAAGUCGCCGACACGAGAAACUUAAGGGUGUAAAAGAAAAGCAAAAUUGUAAAGUGUAUUAUUAUAAAUAAAAUACCAAUUACGACAAGAGUUCAGACUUUGACCAGCUCGUUAAUUAUUGCAUAUGAGCAAGCAUAAUCUAAGAAGUACUAAGAUGUCGGACGAAGAGUCAGCAGACGACCUGCACACAAUGUUUUCAACUCCAGCUUCAAAGAACAUCGAGAUAGACGAAGGCACAGGCAGCAACAGCAAUCCCAUUGCAGAAAUCGCGCCUUUGUUGUCGGCACUAAGAGCAGACACAUCGGAAAUUCUAAUUGGAAUCCAGUCAGACAUAAAACAAGCGAAUUUUGGAAAUUCAAAACAAUCAAAAAGAAAUAAAAACGCUAGCUGCUCGGCAGUUGAUCCACAGGUGCCUAGCUAUCAGGUUAGUUAUCAUUCCAACAUCAAAAUUGACGGAAGCCACACACCAAACCGCUAUUGUCAACCUGUGGAUCUGCCGCUAAUUUCUGUUGUUACGGAUGUCUGGACACUGUUUAAGCAAAGCUUCGAAGAUUUCACUGAACUGUCCCAGUAUGACAACAGACAAGACCUUAUUCGAUUGCGCAAGUGCCUUAUUGGUGAAGGCAAAGAGACUGUGUUGCCGAUGAUGAUCUAUCCAAAUAAUGUCCAGCGGAGGAACUAGGACUCAAUUAGCUAAGAUUAAAUACUUUUCAAAGAUAUUCUUUAACAAACUA